Condylostylus longicornis is the source of this 3285-nucleotide messenger RNA. RefSeq lists its product as uncharacterized. The record is from RefSeq and is a predicted model, not a curated record. Bases 503 to 2917 code for a protein of 804 amino acids. Lineage: Eukaryota; Metazoa; Arthropoda; Insecta; Diptera; Dolichopodidae. The transcript has 7 exons.
UGAAGGAAUGAAGAAUUAACAAAAUUAUUAGUAACUUUAAAUUUUGUCAUUGACAUUUAUUCGCAAAUGAAUUAUGAUUUAGAACUUAUAAUUUUUGAUUUGUGUGAAGAAAUCUAAUUUUGUACUUUUAAAACAACUGGGGGCUUCAAGUUUAAAGUAAAAAUUAAUUCAAAUGUAGCUAUGUGAGGGAUCAAUUAAGCUUGAAAUCAUUUCCUUUAAACUUUGGGCGUAGAAGCACGGCUAUAAAAGCAGGUUUUAUAGAAAGAUUGAAGAAAACGCAUGUACACACGCAUGUACGUUUGUAAACAUAUACAUACACGCAUUCUUAAAUUCUCUCAGUUUAUGAUUCAUAUUAUUGUUUUCUAAAUUAAGCCAGGUUAAAAACUUAAAUUAAAGUGUAAUUUUUAUAUACUUUCUAAUAAAAAAAUUAGUGAUAAUUUUACAAAUAUUGUAAUAAAUAAUAUAUUCUGGGAAUUAUAAAGAUAUCGUAUCACAUUUUAAAAUGACUACUGUGCAUAAAGUUUAUGAAAAGUGCUUAUGUUUAUUAAUAACCCUAACUUUAGCGGGAGUUUUAGGUCAAUAUGAAUGGCAAUCAAGAGAUAGCUUUGAUGAAAUCAAAAGAAGAUUUGAUUCUGUAAAUGGAGAUAAUUGCCUAAUAAAAUAUGAUGCAGACCUGUAUUUGCCAGACGAUGUUGUUUCGCACAAACCCGACAUAAAAGAAAUAAACAUUAACCCAGUCUUUCCAAACAGAACUGCUCUUUUGCAUUUACAUAAUAUGGCAUUAAGUAGAAGUUUCUUUUGGAGUUAUAUACUUCAGAGCAGAUUUAUUCGACCAGCUAUUAAUGACACAUAUGAUCCAGGAAUGAUGUAUUAUUUCUUAUCAACUGUUGCAGAUGUAUCAGCAAAUCCUUAUAUCAAUGCGUCAGCUAUAUAUUUUUCACCGAACAGCUCAUAUUCCUCUUCCUACAGAGGGUUUUUUAAUAAAACAUUCCCAAAAUUUGCGCCAAGGGCAUUUCGAUUUGAUGAUUUUAACGACCCUAUUUAUUUAUUGAAAACGUCUACAAUGAAUACAUUUUCAGUGAAGGAUUUAGGUGCAGUUCCCAAAGAAUCUUAUUCAAAAGAUUAUACAUCCGAUUUAUAUAGGAUUAAUGAAUGGUAUAAGACAUGGUUGCCCGAUAAUGUUGAAAAUAGGCACGACACGAAGACAACUUAUCAAGUUGAAAUCAGAUAUGCCAACAAUACGAAUGAAACAUUUACGUUUCAUGGGCCUCCCGGGGCUGAUGAAAAUCCGGGACCAGUAAAAUGGACUAGACCAUAUUUUGAUUGUGGCCGUUCAAAUAAAUGGUUAGUAGCAGCAGUUGUUCCUAUUGCAGACAUUUAUCCAAGGCAUACUCAAUUUAGACAUAUUGAAUAUCCUAAAUAUACAGCUAUUUCAGUUCUUGAAAUGGAUUUUGAGAGAAUUGACAUAAAUCAAUGUCCUAGUGGUGAAGGCAACAACGGGCCUAAUCGCUUUGCUGAUACUGCGAGAUGUAAAAAGGGAACUACAGAAUGUGAACCUUUGCAUGGUUGGGGUUUCCGUCGGGGAGGAUAUCAAUGUCGCUGUAGGCCUGGUUUUCGUCUUCCAAAUGUUGUACGUCGUCCAUAUCUUGGAGAAAUAAUUGAAAGAGCUUCCUCCGAACAAUAUUAUGAUGGAUAUGAUUGCCUUAAAAUAGGAUGGAUCCAAAAGCUACCAAUUCAAUGGGAGCGCGCACCUUACCACAUUAGACAAAAAUAUUUGGAUUAUCAUCCCGAGUACUUAAAUAGUUCGACAGGACCUAAUUCCCAACAUCAAGAACAUGUGAAUAUUGACGAAGUAUUAAAAUUUAUACAUAGCGUUAACUACAGAACUUGUAAAAAUUUUCAUCCUCAAGAUUUGAUUUUGCGAGGUGAUAUCGCUUUUGGGGCUAAGAGUCAGUUUGAAAAUGAAGCUAAGAUGGCAGUUCGACUAGCUAAUUUCCUAAGCGCUUUUCUUCAGGUAUCGGACCCCAAUGAAGUUUAUUCAGGAACGAGAGUAGCUGACAAACCCUUAACUGAAGAUCAAAUGAUUGGUGAAACUUUGGCACUUGUCUUAGGAAAUACUCGUAUUUGGUCUGCGGGGAUGUAUUGGGAUCGAAACAAGUUUACAAAUAGAACAUAUUUUGCACCCUUCGCAUAUAAAAAAGAACUUAAUACAAGAAAAUUCAAAAUUGAAGAUUUAGCUCGUUUGAAUGAUACAACAAAUAUAUACACUGAAAAACCGGUUUUCAGAUUCCUCAAACAACGCUGGUCAACGUAUUUUGAUGGCUUAGAAACGUUCUAUUUAAAAAUCAAAAUGCGAUAUAAUGAGACUGGAGAACUAGAGCAAAAAUUUGAGCAUUAUCCGACAAAAUAUCGAGCAGCUAAUAUAGAUCAUGGACAUUGGUUGCCACCUCAAUUUGAUUGUGAGGGUUUUGUUCCAAAAUGGAUUAUAACAUACGCUGCCCCAUUUUUUGGCUGGGAUAGUUUAAAAGCAAAACUUGAAUUUAAGGGCAUAGUUUCAGUUUCAAUGGAUAUGCUACAAAUUGAUAUAAAUCAAUGUUCAGAUGAUGUAUACGUUCCCAAUGCUUACAAAAACACCCACAAAUGCGAUACACAAACUUCAUACUGCGUUCCGAUAUUGGGUCGAGGUUACGAUACUGGGGGCUACAAAUGCGAAUGCCUUCAAGGUUACGAAUAUCCAUUUGAAGAUCCCAUAACAUACUAUGACGGACAAUUAGUUGAAGCUGAAUUCAAAAAUAUAGUAGAAAACAAAGAAACAAGAUUUGACCUUUUUAAAUGCCGUUUGGCCAAGGCUUCUGUUACUAGUGCAGCUUUUACAUUAAUUUUAGUUUUAGCUAUUUCGACAAUAUAUUUGUUUUAAGAAAAUUACAUUCGAAACCAUUGUUGACUUUGAUUUUUUUAGUACAUAUAAUAAACAAUUAUUCCACAAUGCAUUAUAACUGCAUUAAUAGAAAUAAAAAAAAAUGUAUUCAUAAGUAUAUAAAAUUUAUAAAAACGAAUUAUGUUAUAACAUGAUACAUAAAUUUUAGUUUAUGGUUUAUAAUUGCAUAUUAACGAUUUAGGAUAGGUAAACUUUAGCGAAUACUUUUAUUAAUGCGAAUAUGAUGAAAAUUUGUAACAAAUAAUCCGUCCAAGUUUCGUACAAAUAUUGUAAAAUAUUUUUAAUAAAAAUUUUUCACUAUUUUAAUUUUUUUGGUUUAAUUUAAUUUUUAUAUGUUUAUAAAAAUU